Molecule: messenger RNA, 3251 nt
Organism: Hippocampus zosterae (dwarf seahorse)
Lineage: Eukaryota; Metazoa; Chordata; Actinopteri; Syngnathiformes; Syngnathidae
Gene: dcxr
Product: dicarbonyl/L-xylulose reductase
Exons: 10
Coding region: 193-1014 (273 amino acids)
Biological process (GO): xylulose metabolic process; glucose metabolic process
Molecular function (GO): L-xylulose reductase (NADPH) activity; carbonyl reductase (NADPH) activity
Source: RefSeq, a predicted model, not a curated record
GCAAAUAAACAAAAUAACUUGGGUUGUCGAUGACUGUGCGAGUAGGUUCAAGCUCACUUUGACCAUUACCUUUAAACUUUAAAUUUGGUAGCCAAACGGAACCCCGUGACGCCUCUUCCUGACAACUGCGUUACAGGCCAGCCUCUUUUGUGUUUGCACGACUUUGUUGAUUUUAUUUGGACUUGUUUCGGCAUGGAGAUUUCGUUUGAAGGCAAACACGCUCUGGUCACCGGAGCAGGAAAAGGGAUUGGAAGGGCCACGGCUUUGUCUCUGGCGCGUUAUGGCGCAAUUGUCACAGCGGUCACCCGGACGCAGUCUGACCUGGACAGUCUGGUGCACGAGUGUCCAUCCAUCAUCCCUGUGUGUGUUGACUUGGCAGACUGGGUGGCCACAGAUGCCGCCCUCAAAAACAUCGGUCCCAUUGAUCUACUCAUCAAUAAUGCUGCAUGUGCCACACUCCAGCCAUUUCUUGAGGUCACACCUGACCAAUUUGACCAGUCCUUCACUGUGAAUGUGAAAGCGGUGCUGCAUGUCUCCCAGGUCGUGGCACGUGGGAUGAUAGCCAGAAGAUCAGGAGGCUCCAUCGUCAAUGUGUCUAGCCAGGCGUCACAGUGUGCCCUCAAAAACCAUACCGUCUACUGUGCCACGAAAGGAGCACUGGACAUGUUGACCAAAGUCAUGGCUCUGGAGCUGGGACCCCAUCAGAUUCGCGUGAACAGCGUGAACCCCACCGUGGUGAUGACGGAAAUGGGCCGUCGAGGUUGGAGCGACGCGGAGAAAGCGAAGACCAUGACAUCCCGCAUCCCGUUGGGCCGCUUUGCAGAGGGAGACAAACACACCACAACCCUGCAUCCACUUUAUGUUGGAGGCCAGCAAAUUUACAGUUUGCUUCCACACCCCAUUCAAUACGAGGUGGCUGAGGUGGUGAACAGUAUUUUGUUCCUGCUGAGUGAUAAAAGCACCAUGACAAAUGGAGUGGCCCUCCCAGUGGACGGAGGGUUCCUGGCCUGUUAAACGAGCACAACAUCACCAUCAACUCUUCAGCAGUCGUUUGUUUGGUGUCUCGUCAACAUUAUAUUUAGUCUUUCACGUCAAAAUCUAAUCAUGACAUUAUAAUUAUAAGGCUCAGUUCAAAUAAAUCAAUAAAAUUGAGAACAUAAAUUCAUUGGAACGUAAUGGAAAAUUGAUUGAUUCCAUCACGGCGGUUAAUGAACUGAUCCCAACUUUAGCUCCACCCCUUUGCAGAUUACUAAAUGUGAAUUCAAUCAAUGAUCCAGUCAUAGUGAAACAGUUCAUCACUCUUCCAUUAGUAAUGUUGAAACACCAAUCCGAAAAAAAACGGGAACCAAAUAGAUUAUUUAAAAAAAUCAAUUGGCAGAAAUGUCCCUGGCUGUCAGAUAACUUAUAGUAAUACUACUAAUAAUUAGUAUAAUAAUAAUAGAUAUCUUAAGAUAACUUAAACAACAUGCUCCUGCAAUUGUCCAUAUCUAGGUACUUUUUAUUCCAUUUUCUUUGAUGAUGUACAUGUAAUGUCUCGUGUGUCGAAUAAAUCAGGACAACAACAAAAAAAAAAGCCGGACGUACAUAUACACAUUUGUAUUUUGUAUUCCAAAAAAUUGAAAUAUUUAACCCCGCAGACGUGAAGUAAUAAAAAUUUUAAAAUGAGACACAGUUGGAACAAGUAUACAAUUCAUCUUACAUUACAUACAUACAUGGCCAAUGCUUUUCAACCUCUCCUAAGAAUUACAGUGUGUCAAAUAACCAGAGAAAUCCCAUGCAGUAGUAGAUUAGGAAUUGGUGCUGUAUUACUUCGACACCUUAUCUAGGCAGGACAACACAACAUUAUCAACCACAUAGUUUGCUAUGCCAGCCAAAAAAAACAGUAAAACAAAAAAAAAGGGUAGGAGUGCCGUGUCUCACCAACAGGGGGAGACAAACACACCACAGCCCCGCACCCAUGCGGAAAUGCAUUUACAUUACAUUUCAUAAAAGGCGCUUUUUUUGUCACCGACAGCUAAAUGCAACUGAAAUUGGCCCCUUUAUUUUACAAUAUUAGCAACACUUCUAACUUCAACGUUAAUCACUUCGCCUCAUUUUUUUCCGAGUUAUAAGAGUUAAAUGGGCCUUCGUUUAGCUAUUCAUAAAGCAUUCGUUUUCUAACAAUUAUAUAUCAGAAGAUGUUUCGUUUUUGACAGCCGUAUUUGUUACUGCAGUACAAUAUGAAAUAGUACCAAAAAACUUGACACUAGAAACUUGGCUUUAAACAAUACUGUCGUUCAUGCACUUUCCCCGGACGAUCAAACAACGCCCCCCACCCCAAACACACGCACACGUACGCUUGCACACACGCACACGCACACACACGCACGCACGCACGCACACGCACGCACGCACACAUACACACACAAACACACACACACGACAUCAAAACAAUGGCAGAAUAUUUUAAGACCCACGCAAAGUCCUCCACACUCAGAGGCAGCAAGGUUUUCCGCGGUUGUCUGUCACAUGUUCACAGUUACGAUGAAGUUACUCAAACACCUGAGUAACAUCAAAUGACGUUUGACCACAAACAAAAAAGUCCAUAGAACCCAACAGGGAAGUCAAGGAUUUCAUUUUGUGUUACCUUUUUUUGUUUGUAACAAAGAUUUUAAAUACAUCUCAACAAAUAGUGAUUUUAAUUCACAAUUGUGUCCUUUAGAAUGUGAUAUCAGCAUAUUUGCGGUCAUUUUUAUCCCGAGGAUAAAGCCACUGUUUAUUAGUGUCAAUGAAAUACGGCACAAUUUAUUGAUGAUUCCUUCAUUGUGCUAGACAUAAAUGUGUCAUAUCAACAAAAGUUCAGAAAAGGAGAACGUUAAAACUUUAUCUCUGCAAUAACAGGUUUGCCAAAUAUAUUAUAAAACUCAUGCGAGGUGGGCUACGAGCAGUCAUUGUCUACUGGAAAACCAUUACAUAAUUUCAUAUUUUAACGUUGAAGUAAAUUUAGAUGCAAUACAGAAAGAACAAAAAAAGAUUCCAACGACCUGUUAGUUAUUGGCCGACAACAUAAAGUGAAAACACCUUCUUCCCUAAAUCAGUUUGGUCCGAAAUACAACGCCAUCACGACGAACUAAUUUCCGGUUGUAACAAUUUGUUUUCAUGCAAGGCCCUGCAAGGCUAAAGAACAAACUUAAAACCUCCCAAAGAAUAAUAAAAUGUGAUGUACAGUAUGUUCAAAUACGUAACAGGACAUAAAAAGUCAGACCCAAAAA